Messenger RNA from Colletotrichum karsti, 1386 nucleotides. RefSeq names its product aspartic-type. Gene Ontology annotation, cellular component: fungal-type vacuole. The transcript is spliced from 2 exons. Gene Ontology annotation, biological process: proteolysis. Bases 1 to 1386 code for a protein of 461 amino acids. Gene Ontology annotation, molecular function: aspartic-type endopeptidase activity. The record is from RefSeq and is a predicted model, not a curated record. Lineage: Eukaryota; Fungi; Ascomycota; Sordariomycetes; Glomerellales; Glomerellaceae.
AUGAAGAUUACCAAUAUCUUCUGCUCCCUGAUGGGAGUCGGUGUCCUGACCACUCAGGCCGCCGUCAUCGACAUCCACAAGUCCGGUGUUGACCUCGUCAGCCCUCUCAAGGGCGUCAGCUUCCAACGCAUUGCAGCCCACCGUGAGCCUACUCCCGAUGACGUUGUCGGCCGAACCCAGCCUCUCAAGGCCAUCCGCAGCAAGAUCGCUGGCCACAACGCCGCUACUGCCCUUCAGGCCGCCCAGCCUCGUGACCUCUCCAGCGCCUACCAGAACAUCACUGCUCUCACUCCUUGGGGCACUCAGUUCGCUAUCGAGGUUGUUUGGGAUGGCAAGCCCAUCAACAUGCUCUUCGAUACUGGUAGCAGUGACACCUGGGCUGCCAGCUCCAACCUCUCCUGCGUCAGCGCCAUGGGCACAGUGGCCUACCCUCAAGAGGCUUGCGGCUUCGGUCCUGACCUCAUUGAUGAAUUCAAGUACGGCCCUAUCGAAGACAUCCACUUCCUCUUGAGCUACGGCUCCGGCGAGAAGGUGUCUGGCCCCAUGGGCUACAGCGACAUCGAGGUUGCCGGCAUUGUCGUUCGUCAGCAGCAAGUUGGUCUUGCCAAUCAGACUCACUGGUACGGCAACAACUACACCAACGGCAUCAUCGGCAUGGCCUACCCCUCCAUCACCAGCGCCUUCACUGGCGAUAUCGAAGAGAAGCGUCCCGCCUUCCAGGUCCCGUAUCAGCCCUUGUUCACCAGCAUGGUCCAGCAAGGUCUGUCCGCCGACGCCUUCAGCGUUUCCCUCGUUCGCAACUCCUCGGGUGUGAUUGCUUGGGGUGGCCGCACUGGCUUGCCAAUCUCGGGUCCCACGGCCUACACCGACCUCAUCAUUACUCAAAUCAACACGGAGCGAGCGGAGUCGUCCUGGCAGUACUCGUACUACACCAUCAUCGUUGAUGGAAUCAGCUGGGGGUCCACGACAGACAACAGGAAGUUCCCCUUCAUCGUCGAUACUGGCACUACCAUGAUGUACCUCCCGCCGCCCAUCGCCCAAGCCAUCGCCGACUCCUUUUCUCCUAGCGGCAUCUACAUGUUCCAGUACGGCUCGUACUUUGCCCCUUGCGAUGCCGUCGCUCCCCGUGUCGCCAUCGUCAUCGAGGGUGCAAGCUUCUGGAUCAACCCGGUCGAUCUCAUCUUCCGCAACUUCAAGGAUGACCUCACCGGAUACUGCCAGCUCGGCUUCUCCACCGGAAAGGCUGGACCCUAUGUUCUGGGUUCUACCUUCCUUCACAACGUCGAGGCCUACUUCGAUGUUGGCGCUGGCCAGAUGCGCUUCUACGGCCGCGAGACUUACGGUGUUACACCCCAGGUCACGGCGAACCCGAAGAGGCCCGAGUAG